AGUCUGGACUAGGCGGUGUCCGGUAUCGCCGCGAUUGGGCCGCAGAGCCGGCAACACCGAUUGGUCUUCGUUAGACCGGAAGUGCCUCCGCAACGGACAGAACAGACAGCACUCAAAUGCCGAGGGCACCGCCCAUUGGGCGGGAGUCAGAGGCGUGUCCUGAACCGCGCGGGGAUUGGAUGCAGGCGCAGCAGAGUCGGUACCGGCGCGGUGAUUGGACAGUGGGAACCGCCGGCAGUGGCGCGCGAUCCUGGGAGGAGGACAGUGCCAGCUGCAUGGGGCGGCGGCGGCGCCGGGUGGACCGGGCGGACGCGGGUGGGGCCCUGCCCGAGGCCAUUGCCGCGCUAAGUCGGACGCUGCCCGCCGGGCCCAGCCCUGAGAUCUUCCGCCGCGCCAAGUUCGACCUUCCGGAGGCGGCCCCCGCACUCUGGCGGCUGCUUUUCUGCUUGCUCUCGCAGCUGCGGACCAACGGCGCCUCAGUCUCGCUUGUCCCGGAGGCCCAAGCCCGCUGGGUGAAAUCUGCGCUGCGUUCCCAGGGCUACCCCCGUCGGGGGCUGGCUCAGCUCCCAGAGGACGGCUCCCGGGGCAGCCGCGAACUGCUCCUGGCCCUUUCCUGGCUCCUGGCCCGCGGGCCCCUGCUCGAGCUGCUGCUGGCCCAGACCCACGUGUGGCUGGGCGACGAGAUGCUUGUGUGUGAGUGUAAGACCCUGGCCAGCCCUAGCCUGCCUGCUGCACGUGUGGAAGCAGAGGGCUGUGUAGACAUCCGCCGUCUACAGUGGCUGAUGGGAAAGCUGCGGUUCCGGUGGCGAAAGCUGAUGGCCAGUCAGCAGGAGCAGUGCUCCCUCCUGGGCAAGAUCCAUUCGUACACUCGCGGUUGCCACAGUGACCACAGACUUGGCCACCUGUCUGUCACCGAAACAGAGCUGCUCAGGGAUCCAGAGGCCGGCCGGCAGCUGCUGCGGAGGCUGCAGAGUGAGAAUGCACGGCUGGAGGCUGCCCUGGAGUGGCGGUGCAGGGAGCUGGUCUUCUGGCAAUGGAUGGACACCGUCCUGGGUGCCUGCCCCCCAGAGUCCUCGUGGCCCGCGUUUCUGCCCAGGAUCCCAGAGCGCGGUGCUGAUGAGCUGGAGCUGGUGGCCGGGGAGCUGCAGGCCUUGCAGGAGGAGCUGCGGGCAGCUGCAGAGGCCCGGCGGGCGGCCUGGGUGUCCAGGGUUGGAGGCCUGGGGCCGGAGUGGAGUGCCACACAGCAGGCCACACAGGAGGCUGUGGGACAGGAACUGACGGCUUUGCGGCAGGCCUGGGAGCGAGGCGGAGGCCGGGCCCAGCCCCACGGACCCCACCGGCUGGGCUUGGCCGUGACAAAGAGCCAUCUGUGUCCGGGAACGUGCCCCCAGCUGCUGAGACAGCCCCACACCCGCCCCAGGAGGCACAGACCCAGCCCUGCCUCUCUCAACCAGGCUCCCCUCUUCCCAAGGCAAUGGAACCCCGACUCAUACUCCAGCCAGCUCAGGCCUGAGGCCACUCCCAGCCCCCCACCUCCACCCCCUGCCAAUGUUCUUUCGGAGGCUUUUCCUCCUUGCCUGGGGUGUGCUGGAUGGACAGCUCUUGGCCAUUCCGUGGGCUGGGGAAUGCCUGUGCCACCCUUGCAGCAGCAGUAGGAGCCGCGGCCGGACCUGGCAGUGGCCAGCAGGUCCUCCCUUUCAGAAGCAUGUCCCUGACCCUGUCCUAUGCGGCCAGCCCCCAGAGAGCCCCUGGGCCUGUGUCCAUGCUUCCUGGCCUGGAGCCCCUCCCCCCAGUCCCCUCAGCACCACCUCCCUAGCUCCUCUGAAGGGCUUAUCACUUCCUGCUGGCUCCAGCUGUGGCCCAGGGCACAUGGGGCCUGAACCUCUACCUGCACCCUGAAUAUGUGGUCGUGCCUGGACUCUCUGCAGCCCCACCCCCACCCUCCCACCACUGCAACUACCCGGUGGGGCCCUUUUCAUUCUGGAAAACGCCCUGCCUUCUGUGGACUGCCAUUGAGCCAGGGUGGCAGCUGGCCCUUGGGAAUGUGACUUUAGAAAUGCAAACUGUUACGGAGCUGUCACUUCAUAGAUUCACCUGCAGUCAUUCCACUUCCUAUCACCCCGUGUGUCUGUGUGACCAGCUGCGGAUUGUAAAGUUCAUGAGGGGCGCCGCUCCAGAGGGAAAGCCCGUGGGAAGGCUGCAGUGACAGGGGGCUUGGCUCCCACUGUGCCUGUAACAGACUAGUGCACGUUGUGGCUGAAAGCAGCAGUCUGGCGGCUCAAGGCCUGAAGCCCAACAGGCUCUCCAGGCUGAAGUGAGGUGUCAGCAGGUCUUCAGUCCCCACACAGGCUGUCCUCUGACCCCUUUUCCCCCUCCACUUCCAGGAUCCCCUGUAGUCGCAUUGCCCCCCAGUCCCAGGCAACCUCAGUGGCCCUCUGAGUCUCUCCUGUGGUUUCCGUCUGUCUGUCUCUGCGUCAGUCUUGACGGUUCCCACUACCCUCUUCUCCAGUUCUCGGAGCUUCCUUUCAGUGGUGUCCAAUCUGUUAACUUUUCCUUCGAUCCUUAAUUCUGGUUAUUGUUUUGAGGGCUUGAAUUUCUGUUCUUUUUUUCCAGUCUGCUCUGUCACAUUCAUAGUUUCUAGUGGCCUGUCGUGGGCCACAGCAAACACUAUUCGGGCUGCAUCUGAUGGCUCUUUUGCAGUCUGUUCCUGCUGGCUCGUUCCUGGAGCCCAGUUCCAGGGGCACGUUGUAUUUGAAAAAUUACUCGGGGAAUAAAUUGAGGUCUGCCAACAGAGACGCUUUCCCCAGCACCUCCGAAUGUGGCCUGAGUUGGAAACGUCAUCAAGUUAAAGUGAGGUCUAUUGGGUGGGCCUUCCAGUAUGGCGUCAUUAGGAGGGGAGUCACACAGGGAGGCCAUGUGGUGUCCAAGGCAGGCAGGAGGGGUGCAUCUACAGCCAAGCAAAAGUCAAGGCAAACACUCCUCUCAAGAGGUUCUGAGGGAGCACAAAUAUCCUGACCAGACCACUCUGGGCCUGGCCACUGCCAUGAGGGUCAGGAGGGGUGGAGGGUGAGCUCCGCUGGCAUCAGGGCAGAGAAAGCCCCAGGGUUUGCUGGACAGGAGGCCAGAACUGGGUGCUGGUGGGGUGCGUGGUGCUUAGAGCCCUAACACAAGCUCACAGGUUUUGACAAAGAUUCCUUUUUUUUUUGAGUUUGCUUUUGGGUGAGAGCAGAGGGACAUGCUCCAGAAAUGGUCCAGGUGGCCUGGGGGCAGCCCCUCCCAGAAAGUGGAGGGAGCAGGCUGCACAGGGCUGUGGUGUGAGCUUAGGGAACACUGCAGGUGUUCCUGGUCCCCAUCCAACCCAGCAUGCUCUCUGCCUCCUGGACCUGCCAUGGUGGUCUGCCCAGGCAGGACCUGCAUGCCCUGGCCUCCCCCUCCUCCCUCCAAUGCUGCCUGAGGGACUUUUUAAGGAGGCCUUUUGUCCCUUGAGGCUUCCCCCGCAGGGGGGGUAGGGGGGAGAGAAACACCCCUGUGGGAUCUGGGGUCCCUCCCUGGGCACAGAGGCAUCUUCUGGUUCUGGCUGCACGUACUUAGGGACAGCGCGCGUGUGUGGGGGCUGGUAUCCCCCAACCAGCUAUCUUGCGGGUUCACUCCAGUGAGCGUCUGUGCCGCUCACGGAUCGCUCCUAUGGCCUGAUGCACCCGGCCCCAGUACGAAGGGGAGUGGCAGGUGGGUUACCUGUGUGGGCCCAGGCACCUGGUCAGGGCCUCCGGGUGAGGAGACAUGGGAUGCUUUGAGCUCCACCCCUUUGCAUCAGUGGGCUCUGGGUGUCCCUUCACCUCUGACCCUCAGGCUCCUCCUCCGUCAGAGGGAGGUGGAAACAACUCUAGGAAGCAGGGCAGAGGGGCAGUAGGUGCGCUCCCCUCCAUCCUAGGGGUGGAUGGGCUGGGAUGUGGGUGGGGGGCUCUGUGAGGACAGGCUGGUGACUGGUCAGGGGAAAGAAAACUGACCCUCCAAACCCCAGUGUGCCCCCUGGAUGGCCACCCACUGCCUCUGUUUGCCGCACUCAGAAGACUCCUGGGAAGGCUGGAGAAAUCCGGACCCAGGCCCCCACCACGCUGUUUGUUCGGUUCGGUUCCCAUCAAGAUCCGGGGUGCCACCUGCAUCAGCUGGCCUCCAUGUCGGGGUCAGCUCCGCCGGCAGGUUCAGGGUCCCGCAAGCCCCCUGUUGCGG
Molecule: messenger RNA, 4230 nt
Organism: Rhinolophus ferrumequinum (greater horseshoe bat)
Lineage: Eukaryota; Metazoa; Chordata; Mammalia; Chiroptera; Rhinolophidae
Gene: TEDC1
Product: tubulin epsilon and delta complex 1
Exons: 9
Coding region: 117-1655 (512 amino acids)
Source: RefSeq, a predicted model, not a curated record